GAAGAUUUUCUGAAGUCAGCCUACAGGUCCAGGCACAAGAGCUUUUGCAGCACACCUUAAAGUGAACGAUGAAGAUUGUGAUAGUACUAGCCUGUUUUCUAGGCAAACACAAUGCUUUCCCAUUAUACCUGAACAACUAUGCAAGCAACAGUGUGGAGUUUUUGGGGUACUCUGGACUUGGCCACAAUGUUGUUAGUUACAGACAACAGGCAUUGCCAUAUGUCCCCUCUUAUGCACCUGUAUACCAACAACAACCAGGCCUUAGGGUGACACAGCAGGUUGCUAGGCAACCUUCAAUACUCAUGCCAGCACACGGACCAAUGAAUCCUCAAAUAGUAAUGCCAGUGCAAUGGCCGAUGGAACCUCCUAGCCUAAUGCCAGCGCAAGAUCCAAUGAAUCCUCAAGUGUUUUUCCACAAUCUAGGAAACCUACCCCCUCAAGUAGUCCUGACUCCACAGAUCAAUCUAGUUCCUAAUGGACCAUCUCAGCAGGAUCAAGCACCUCAGUCACCAAAUCAGCCUCCUCAAGAUCCUCAAAUGCAGCCACAACAACCGCGGCUGCCUAACCAGGUGUUGCCUCGACAACAUAACCAGGGCUUUCCAUAUUACUUUGCAUAUCAAUUCCCUCAGCAGCAAAGCCAUCUACCAAAACCAACUCAACUGCCAGGGGAGCAGCAGACACAACAACCAACCAAUCAGCCAGCCUCCGGGUCAUUACAGAAAAUAUCACCUCUAGAAGGACAGGGCAUUCUGUCAGAAGCAUCUGUUGCACCAACCACUCCAGCAUACUCUGAUACCAUCUGAUACCAAUACUGUUACU
Messenger RNA from Polyodon spathula (Mississippi paddlefish), 819 nucleotides. RefSeq names its product activating signal cointegrator 1 complex subunit 2 homolog. NCBI's taxonomy places the organism in Eukaryota, Metazoa, Chordata, Actinopteri, Acipenseriformes, Polyodontidae. The transcript has 8 exons. Bases 69 to 803 code for a protein of 244 amino acids. The record is from RefSeq and is a predicted model, not a curated record.